Messenger RNA from Babesia bigemina, 3477 nucleotides. RefSeq lists its product as hypothetical. The transcript has a single exon. The record is from RefSeq and is a predicted model, not a curated record. The coding region runs from base 1 to 3477 and encodes 1158 amino acids. Lineage: Eukaryota; Apicomplexa; Aconoidasida; Piroplasmida; Babesiidae.
AUGGGUGGUGCUCUAGAAGGCACCUCCGCUGAAGGCUCCCUCCCCAAGGCGAUCGGUAAUAUUGAAACGCAAGUGACGGACAAGCUUAAAGAAAAUAAUCUUGGAUCAGAAAUAGAUGAGCAAAAUACUUUCACCGCCCCCUUCUCCCAAAUCACCUCCAAACUCAAAGAAAUCGCCGGGCUGAUUGACAGCGAAAAAAAGGAUCCGGGUCCAGCACCGGGUGAUGGCCAGAAGAACGGCGUGAACAACUACCUGAAUGAUAUUACAAGUAUGCUUGGUCAAGUUUCUACUGUUAACCUCACCUCCGAUAUAAAAGAGAAGCACACCGACGUCCAAGGCCUCGCGCAUAUCCAGAGUGAACUGCAAAAACUCCACAUCCAGGUUCCGCAGGUUACCAACCUACUCAUGCAACUCUGCAGCACCGUCGGCAACAACGCGUAUUACGCUAAGAAGUCUCUCACUCAGCUGAAAAAUGAGUAUUUCGUAAAAUCAACAGAAGCUAAAAACAGCAUACUGAAAAUCUACAGUCAGCUCGACGACCUCCACAACGAAAUCAAAGUCGGCCCUAUCCAUGACGCCGAAGAGUUUCUAAAGUUCGCCGAGCAAGCCGAACAACACUUUAGUAAGAUACUCAAGGAACAGGUCGAAAAUGAUAUUAAAGACGCCGAAAAAGCCCUCACCUCCCACGCCCGUCAGCAGUACGUCGACUCCAUAAAAUCGCUGCUCCAGGCCUUCGCUGACAAAGCGCAAGACGAACUGUCACCAUUGCCUAAACUCAUCGACGAGGAUUUGAAGGUUGGCUUCAAAGGGUUCAUGAAAGCUGUCGAGGGUGAAGUUACAGAAGGUGAAACUACUGGAGAAAAUAUUAACAAGCUUAGCAGUCGUGCAUCUGAUUCCGUCGAUUCACCGGACAAUAAGAAAACAGCAUUCGCAAAUCUUUCGCAGAAAUUCAAAGAGUUCUACAAUAACCUCCACCUAUAUGUCAACAAACAGGUGCUUAAGGUCUACGAUUACGAGAAAGAGAAGAAUCCAUCCGGCACGCCUGCACAUGAUUAUCCCCGCAAGUUGUCGACCAUAUACGAUGCACUCAACGAGUUACUCAUUCACCUUAGCCGCAAUAGCAGGUUUGACUGCCAUGUUCCAGCGCUGCUCGAUGGCAUCUCUGGCGCACUUGUUGACCUAAAACCACAAGACUUCGCGACCGUAACAACACCCGUCUUGGACGUCAUGGUCAGCGGUGUCGGCAAAUACGUUGACGAACUUAGAGAAGUUUACAUCUCAGCAUAUGAUAGUGUAACGUUUGAAGGUUUACUGUGCACGGAAGAGACUAAGACAGAUGAUGCCGGACAGACAAAGAAGCUAACCCAUCUGACAGAUCACGGCCGGAAGUGCGCGAAGGUAUUCCUCACUUUGCUAUGCACGCUUCUGAGUUCGUUGACCAUAUUGAAGCACAAUUGCAAGUCUCUGACCAAGCAGCAAAUCAACAAAUCCACGGACGUCGGUAGACACUUUGCCGAGCUUGGCUUCACAGUAUCGGACGACGGCAAGCAAAAUGGCGAAUUACACGAUACGUCCCUAAUUACAGGGGAGUACAUCGCUAACAGCCUUACAUUCAGAAUUAAGAAUGCCGAUAAAAUCGAGCACCUUAAAACGUGCCUACAGAAUAGAGACAAACUGACAAAUAUCAUUAACAUCUUCGACAUACUCAAGUGCAUUUACCAUCACUUCGAGGAGUACAACGAGGUCUGCCACAUCGCUUCCUCCUCAUCCAAGUCACCUUGCAGCGUAUACGAGAUGCUCGUAUGGCUCACCGGUCUACCUUAUACCGCUGCCAAUUCGGUCAUGCGACACGCAACAAUCACUGAGCUAUUCGAGAAUCCGGACAAGCAAGUAACGGACGGGGAGAUCUCCGGCACUUUAGUAGGUGAUUCGCCCAUAAAAGCGCAGCCAUAUGACAUCACGUUCAACAAGGUCAUCAAGGCCAUCGACCACGUCUGCUCGAAAUCGUACGGCAUACUCACCACCGUAGCUGGGCACGGUGACGCCGACACUACGUAUGGCAGCGAUUUAUGCAAUAACUCUCUGAGGCUGAGAUAUCCGUCAUCCGGCGAAGAUUGCUUCCAGAUGCUGCUCGACGUGCUAUGGAGGCUCUUGCCGGCUCUCAGGUACCUGCAGACGCAGUGUGUCUUGAAUGAUAAGUACAGCGGCUGGGCCAACUGCCAGUACGGCAAGGGUGUACCGCCAAGUAAUUGGCCAUGUACCGACCACCCAAGCGACGAAGCAAAGUGCCAGGCAAACUGUCAAGCAAAUGGUAAACCAACGUGCCGACCAACUUCGCCCCUUCAGUCCUACCUGAACGAUAGCUUGGUCGGCCACCUUCCCCACCGCGUGACAUCCAUCGGCUGUAGAUCGGUAUGCAGCAAUUGUCCACGGAACAAGCCCGGAAUGCCCUGCCUGACACCCAUGGGCUUCAGGGGAUUUUCCGGAUCGGCGAAAACGGGGAAGGAUAUAUAUGACAUGAUAAAUACUUUCUUCGGUACCGGCUUAAUUUCAUCGGUUCUCUGCCUCGUACCGAAGCCGCCGUCUACUUUGGCUGAGCAUUUCAGUUUUGCUUCGUCACUUGUCAAGGACUGGCAGUACGGUGGGUCGACCAAGGAAAAUGACUUGCAAUCAUGCAUCGAAACAUCCAUUGACAAACUGUCGAUCAGGCUUAUUGAGAGCCGCAGCAAGUUCACAAAUACACUUCGUGAUGCAUAUGGCAGCAGCAGUAGCUCUCAUAGCGCUCAGGGUCAUGUAGCUGCAUACACCGAUCUGGCCAGCUUAUCGAGAAACGCGACGUGUUCAGGUCUGGAUGUUCAGUGCGGCCCGUAUCUCCAAUCGACGUGUCACGAUGCGUACAAUUACCUCGCUCACAAGCACAGCGACACUUACUUGUCAUGGGCUAUAUAUCUACCGUGGACAUUCUACAGUUACCUGAAAGCAUUGCUCGAUGCCUUCCAACAGAUUGAUUGCGGAAGCUUCUGUUGCAGAGGAUGCCCAUGUAAGCCGGGCUCCCAUGGUAAGGAAGCGAACUGUAAGUGCAACACAAUUGUAGGCUGUCGUGGCGUUGCGCCUACAUUCUACAGAUACGGGUUCACAUUAGGAGAUGCGCAAGCUCUGAUGCGUACGGACAGCGUAAAGAAUUGCGCGAAUUUCGUCACGCAACUGAAAGCGUUAUUAAAUUCCAACUACUUCAAAACGCUCCUCCAAAAGUGCGACGAAUUCAUCUUCACGAUCCGCGCACCCUUCAUCUGGCUUAACAUCGCACUCUGGUCACUAUCCCUCUUCUACCUCCUUUGCGUAAUGGUUGGCAGACUGGAUCUGCUCCAUAUCCGCUCACACCUGAGGAUACCGUCGUCGCACAAGAUAACGGCGCAAUCAUUGUUGGCGGCAGCGCAAGUCGGAAGGCUUGCCAAGAUAUCGUAUCUACAGCCGUAA